GGGGGGACCCGGGUAGACUUUCCCGCCGGGAGGCUGGAACCGCCACCCACACGUCGGUCGGUUCGGGCGGGACCGGCCCCGGGGCGGCCCCCGGAGCAGCGCAGGCUCCGCCCCCCGCCACGUAGCUCCGGGAGCGCGGGGAAGGCGGCCCCGCCAUUUCCCCUUCCGCCGCUUCCGGUUCCGCGCUGCGGGGUCGGUCCCGCCGCGCACGUGGGAGCUUCCCCGGUGCCGCCGCCGGCGCCAUGUUGGUGCUGUUCGAGACCGCCGCGGGGUACGCCAUCUUCAAGGUUCUGAAUGAGAAGAAGCUCCAAGAAGUCGACAGUUUAUGGAAAGAAUUUGAAACUCCUGAAAAAGCAAACAAAAUAGUAAAGCUGAAACACUUCGAAAAAUUUCAGGACACAACAGAAGCACUUGCUGCUUCCACAGCUCUUGUAGAAGGCAAGCUCAGCAAGAACUUGAAGAAGAUUCUCAAGAAGAUAGUGGCAAAAGAUGCCCAUGAACAGCUGGCUGUCGCAGAUGCCAAACUUGGAGGUGUCAUAAAGGACAAGCUGAAUUUGAGCUGUAUCCACAGCCCAAUGGUUACGGAGCUCAUGCGAGGGAUUCGCUCACAGAUCGAGGGCCUGAUCACUGGCCUCCCUUCCCGAGAGAUGGCAGCCAUGUGUCUGGGGCUGGCGCACAGCCUUUCCCGAUACAAGCUGAAGUUCAGCCCCGACAAAGUAGAUACCAUGAUUAUCCAGGCAAUUUCGCUUCUUGAUGACUUGGACAAAGAACUGAAUAACUAUAUCAUGCGCUGCAGGGAAUGGUAUGGCUGGCACUUCCCCGAACUGGGCAAAAUCAUCACAGAUAACCUAACGUAUUGUAAAUGUGUGCGGAAAGUUGGAGACAGGAGCAAUUUUGCCUCCUCUGACGUUUCUGACAUCCUACCGGAGGAGAUCGAGGCGGAUGUGAAGGCUGCCGCUGAGAUUUCCAUGGGGACAGAAGUGUCAGAAGAAGAUAUAAACAACAUAAUCCAUCUCUGUGAUCAGGUGAUUGAAAUCUCGGAGUAUCGGACGCAGCUGUACGACUACCUGAAGAACAGAAUGAUGGCCAUCGCUCCCAAUCUCACCAUCAUGGUGGGCGAGCUGGUUGGAGCAAGGCUCAUUGCUCACGCAGGUUCCCUCUUGAAUCUGGCAAAACAUCCAGCGUCAACAGUUCAGUUGCUGGGUGCUGAGAAGGCGCUUUUCAGAGCGCUGAAGACUAAACGGGACACACCAAAGUUUGGCCUUAUCUACCAUGCUUCGCUGGUGGGACAGUCCAAUCCCAAAAACAAAGGAAAGAUUUCUCGAAUGCUGGCAGCUAAGACUGCUUUGACUAUUCGCUAUGAUGCCCUUGGGGAGGACACCAACGCCGAAAUGGGAGCUGAGAACAGACUCAAAGUGGAGACGAGACUGAGGCUUUUGGAAGAGAGAGGGAUAAGAAGAAUAAGUGGCACUGGAAAAGCCUUGGCCAAGGCAGACAAGUAUCAAAACAAGAGCGAAGUAAAAAUAUUUGAUCCGUCUGGUGACUCUACGCUUCCCGCCGUUUCAAAGAAACGCAAAAUACAGGAGGUGGAAGAACAAGACGCAGAGGUUGCUGUGAAAGCAAAGAAGUUCAAAGCGGAGAUGAAAGAAGAGGCGACUGUAGAAAAUGAUGAACCUGUCAAAAAGAAGAAGAAGAAAAAGGAUAAGGGGAAGCAAGCGGGAGAAGAGGAGGCGGGGGGUGAGGAGCCCCCCAGCAGCCCCCCAGUGGAGAACACAGAGAAAAAGAAGAAGAAAAAGAAGAAAGUGAAAGAAGAGGACGCGGACUGAUGGGGAGCAGGGAGGAACGCUGCCCUUCAUAACUUGUGUAGCCUCUUUCAUAUGCAGUCUCCGUUGAUAAGGAAUAAAAACAUUUUUAUGAAAGGA
This is a messenger RNA of Columba livia (rock pigeon), 1922 nucleotides long. RefSeq names its product NOP58 ribonucleoprotein (gene NOP58). Gene Ontology annotation, molecular function: snoRNA binding. NCBI's taxonomy places the organism in Eukaryota, Metazoa, Chordata, Aves, Columbiformes, Columbidae. Gene Ontology annotation, cellular component: small-subunit processome; box C/D methylation guide snoRNP complex. The record is from RefSeq and is a predicted model, not a curated record. Bases 243 to 1826 code for a protein of 527 amino acids. The transcript has 15 exons.